Molecule: messenger RNA, 445 nt
Organism: Bipolaris sorokiniana ND90Pr
Lineage: Eukaryota; Fungi; Ascomycota; Dothideomycetes; Pleosporales; Pleosporaceae
Exons: 1
Coding region: 107-364 (85 amino acids)
Source: RefSeq, a predicted model, not a curated record
ACAGAGAUAUGGACUUAAUGCAUUGUACGGUAGCAGUGCCGCCGUCGCUAUCUAGUCUGGAGGGGAUGAUUGCUUCUGACUACUGGAAGGCACGGGAAGAGGCGCUAUGGCGCUUGGAGCAGAGGGCUGUCAGAUGCAGGGAAGACAAAGGACCUUCUUGGUCCUGAGCUUUAGUGUACCGACAUCUUGUGGCGUUGGUGUGUCUGUGUCUGUGUCGGGCGGCCAGAUGAUGAUCCGGCCAUGUCAGGUCAACGCUUGGUGGCGCUAUCACUAUCUUUCUACCACUAUCCACAGCCGAGGCCAGCCAAAGCAAGUGUGGAAAGGUUAUGUUUUGUCUUCCCGUCGGCUGCCGGCGUGCACAUGAUCAGCCCACGAAGCGAACCAGCCGUGUAGUACAUGUAUGUGCUAUUACAGCUGUCGAAUUGGGUGAGUUUCUAACCUUACU